AUGGCGAACGAAGAUAGGGAACUCCAGAAUGCAAUUGAAGAUCAUCAAAGUGAACCAUCAAACCAAGAUAAAAACAACUCUGCUAGCAAUGGUGCUGUUAUAGAAGAGUGUCCACUAUAUGAAACGAGUGCAAGUCAUCAGUCAGCUCCUGUUGAUUUUGACGAUGGUAAACAUUUGCUGUAUCCAGAUAUAGCUACCAGCCUACCUUUAAAAACUUCGGACAGACUUUUGGACGAUAUACUUUGCGACACUAUUUUUCUUAAUUCUACAGACCCAAGUGUAAUAGAAAAGGGCCUACAAACUACCGGUAUUUUGAGGGAGUCUAUGCUUUCCUAUUCAAGUUUUAGAAGCAGUAUUCGUCCCAAUGCCCUGGGGUCAGUAACUGAUCAAGUGGUUAUUCAAACGAAGAUUGAAUAUGAUUCAUAUUCCUGCCCCAAAUACAACAAAAUACACGUUUUUCAGGCGGUUAUUCUGAACCCAUCAUUAACAGAGCAGCACGUCUCAAGUUUUGAUGAUAUCGUUAAAAUUCCUAUUUAUCAUCUAAAAGUUACCGUGAAAAUUCGUCAAGAAUUAGAACGAUUGAAAAAGCACGUAGGUGUCACUCAAUUUCAUUCAAUAGAUUUUUUGCAUGAAUACGAUCGAGUAGACUUUUCAACGUUUGAUUCUUCCGACCCCAAUUUAAUGGACUACGGUAUAUAUGUUUCCGAUGAUACCAACAAAUUGAUUUUGAUUGAAAUUUUCAAACCCGAGUUUGAUUCACCUGAAGAGCAUGAGAGCUUUACUAUUAACGCCAUUAAGAGACGAUACAGUGAUAUGUGUCUAAAUAAUGAAUCGCUGGAUAAGAACAACACACCGUCCCAAGCCGACUGUUUUUACACACUUUUUAAGAUUUUUAAAGGGCCAUUGACGAGGAAAAGCAAGACAGAGCCCGUAAAGACAAUUGAUUCUGGGAAUUUAGCUCUAAACACGCACUUAAACCCUGAAUGGUUAACGUCUAAGUAUGGAUUUCAAGUAAGCUCCGAAAUCGAUGAAGAAACGAACGAACGAUUUACUGAAUACUUACCUCCCGAUAUGGUUGAUUAUGUGGACGAUUUAAAGGUAAGAAAAAUUCGAGAGUCCUUUGUGAGGAAGUGUCUACAAUUAUUAUUCUGGGGCCAGCUAUCCACUUCAUUGUUGGCGCCAAAUUCCCCUUUGAAAAACACAAAGAGUGUCAAAGGGUUGUCCUGUUUGCAGACCUCUUUUUCAUCUUUACCUUGGUUUCAUUUAUUGGGAGAAUCAAGGUCAAGAAUUUUGUUAAAUUCUAAUGAAUCUCAUUCGCCUUUGGACGCGGAACCACAUUUUGUCAAUCUUUCCGUUUCGCAUUAUUAUACCGAUAGAGAUAUAAUCAGAAAUUAUGAAUCUCUAUCUUCUUUAGAUCCUAAAAAUAUUGGUCUGUAUUUUGAUGCACUUACAUAUAUUGCAAAUAGAAAAGGGGCAUACCAGUUAAUUGCUUACUGUGGGAAACAGGAUAUCAUAGGUCAAGAAGCUUUAGAAAACGCUUUAUUGGUUUUCAAAAUUGAACCAAAAGAAUGCAAUAUUGCAGAGUUGAAUGAAGCGACAUUGUUAUCUAUUUACAAGUUUGAAACAUCUAACAAAAGUCAAGUAACCUCUGGUCACUUGACAAAUUUGAAAAAUGCCCUCAGAUUGUUGGCCAAAUACACAAAAUCUGAUAAACUGAAGUUUUAUGUCGAUCAUGAGCCAUAUAGAGCUUUGUCUCAGGCAUACGAUACACUUUCGAUUGAUGAGUCAGUUGAUGAAGACAUUAUAAAAACUGCGUAUUCGGUCAAAAUCAACGACUCACCGGGAUUAAAGUUGGAUUGUGAUCGUGCACUUUAUACCAUCGCUAUUAGUAAGAAAAGUCUUGACUUGUUCAAUUUUUUAACAGACGAAUGUCCACAGUUUUUAACUUACUAUGGUGCAGAACAGCUUGAUUAUCAAGAGGCACUGAAGCUUCUUCAAGUUAAUGAAAAUGCUUCUGACGAAACCAUUUUGAAAAUAUUUAAACAAAAGUGGUUUGAUGAAAGUGUGUACGAGCCCGACCAAUUUCUCACUUUAAAGGCAGCGUUGACUAAGAUUAGUAUAGAAAGAAAUUCAAACUUAAUCAGCAAUUUCCUACUAACAGGCACGAUAGAUCCAAAUUCUUUACCGCCAGAAAAUUGGCCAACGGGUAUCAAUAACAUUGGAAACACCUGUUAUUUAAAUUCUUUGCUACAGUAUUACUUCUCCAUUGCACCAUUAAGAAGAUAUAUACUAGAUUAUCAAAAAACAGUAGAAAAUUUUAACGACCACCUCUCUAACAGUGGGCAUGUCCGAAGAAUUGGUGGAAGAAAAAUUAGUAAAGGUGAAGUGGAAAGAUCUGUUCAAUUCAUAUAUCAACUUCGCAAUCUUUUCUAUGCAAUGGUACAUUCAAGAGAAAGAUGUGUGACACCCUCGAAAGAGCUAGCGUAUUUGGCUUUUGCCCCAAGUAAUAUCGAAGUAGAGUUUGAAGUGGAAGGCAAUAAACCAGCUGAUGGUGCUGCAAUUCCUAUAGGUUUGAAAGAGGAAGCAACACAAGAGUCCUGUACUACAAAAGAAAAUGAUCCUAAAUCAAUUGGUUCAAAAAUGGAAGAUAACACUAACAGGGAUACUCAUAGAAACCCUAGCAAUACCGAAAAAAAUGAACCUAAUAAUGUUCAAAUUGUUGGGGGCGACGAUACCACUGACCUAAAUUCACUUACACGUGUGGCAAAAAUCAGCUCAGACCAAUUAGAAAAUGCUCUAGAAAUGGGUAGACAACAAGAUGUCACUGAAUGUAUAGGAAAUGUGUUAUUUCAAAUAGAAAGUGGUUCAGAGCCCAUAAAAUACGAUGAAGAUAAUGAACAAUACGAUUUAGUUAAGCAGUUGUUUUAUGGUACCACCAAACAAAGCAUCGUUCCUUUGUCUGCAACAAAUAAAGUUCGUACAAAAGUUGAAAGAUUUCUCUCGUUACUGAUAAAUAUUGGCGAUCAUCCCAAAGAUAUUUAUGAUGCAUUUGAUUCUUAUUUUAAAGAUGAAUAUUUGACAAUGGAAGAGUAUGGUGAUGUAACACGCACUGUUGCCGUUACAACAUUUCCUACCAUUCUACAAGUGCAAAUUCAGAGAGUUUACUACGAUCGUGAAAGGUUCAUGCCAUUUAAGUCCAUUGAACCCUUGCCGUUCAAAGAAGUUAUUUAUAUGGACAGGUAUGCCGAUACGGAGAACCCUUUAUUGUUAGCCAAAAAAAAUGAAACAGAAGAAAUGAAACAAAAGUUGAGAGUGAUGAAAAAUAGACAAAGAGAACUAUUGAGCCGCGAUAACUCAGGACUCACGAGGAAAGAUGCAUUUUUAGAAAGUAUCAAACUGUUGGAAUCGAGUGUCGUAGAGAAGACAACUUUGAAGACCGAGGUUAAAAUUGAUGUGAUAAAUACGCUCAGAACCAAUGUAAAUAACAUUGAUAAUGAAUUGAUGAGCUUAUACAACAAUAUUAAUAAUUUGGAAGAGAAAAUAAGCCAUCAAUUUGACGAUUUUAAAGAAUAUGGAUACUCACUAUUUUCGGUUUUUAUUCAUCGGGGUGAGGCCAGUUAUGGUCACUAUUGGAUAUAUAUAAAAGAUAGAAACCACAAUGGGGUUUGGAGAAAAUACAAUGAUGAAACCGUCAGUGAGGUCCAGGAGGACGAGGUCUUCAAUUUUAAUGAGGGCAAUACUGCAACUCCAUAUUUCCUAGUAUAUGUAAAACAAGGGCAGGAAGCUGAUAUCGAGCCCUUGAAAAGAAUUUUGCAGUAG
Saccharomyces mikatae IFO 1815 is the source of this 3819-nucleotide messenger RNA. It is a transcript of the gene UBP2, whose product is annotated as ubiquitin-specific protease UBP2. The record is from RefSeq and is a predicted model, not a curated record. NCBI's taxonomy places the organism in Eukaryota, Fungi, Ascomycota, Saccharomycetes, Saccharomycetales, Saccharomycetaceae. Gene Ontology annotation, biological process: proteasome-mediated ubiquitin-dependent protein catabolic process; protein deubiquitination; regulation of proteasomal protein catabolic process. The transcript has a single exon. Bases 1 to 3819 code for a protein of 1272 amino acids. Gene Ontology annotation, molecular function: cysteine-type deubiquitinase activity; proteasome binding.